AUGAGAGAAUACAAAAAUCUAAAAGCGUUCUACGUAGACUUGCUAGUUCCCCUGGAAACGAACCUGGAAAAAGACACAAAAGUUGUGCAGAGUGAGCAGAAAAAAUUUCUUCAACAGCAUAAAACGAGGUCCGAAACUUACAGCAAAGCCGCGGCAACUAUGAAAAAACAAAGGAAAAAAUCACGUGGAGCGAGUAAGAGCGGAUUAGCCAUGGAUAAGGAAUUAAAGAACAUGCAGAUUCUUGAGGAAGAAAAAUCUAAACUCGAUGCUUUUUGUGAGCAAAGUCUUAAAAAUGCAAUGACCCAAGAACGCAGACGAUACGGGUUCGUCCUGGAGCGACAAUGUUCACUAGCCAAACACUACGCGAGCUUUCACGAAGUUGCCUUGGCAGCUCUACAUCCUUCCGUGGACGAAUGGCGUGAAGUUGCAAACACUCGUGAAUAUUUGCCUCAAUCCGUGGAAGACAUGUUUGCAUCCCGACUUCGUCAAGUGUCUUUCUGGCCCGAGGACGAGGAGAACGGGGGUUCUGAACUGACCAUGAGUUCCCAGCUGAGAAAAACAAGAAGUAUGGACAGUUCCUGCUUGGAACUUCGUCUUGGUCCACCACCGAGCCACCCGCCCUCUUCUUUACACGCCGGAGCGCCCUCUCAUCUCUCUUCGGCGCUAUCAAGGGCAAGGUCAGAAGCUAAUCUCCAUGCCUCAAGCUUGUCGCUUGAACCAGAUAUACCAGAAACUCCACCGCGACCUAGAUCAAUGGCUCCGACAUCAAGGAACAGCGUGGUGGGUAGCACCAGCGGUGGGGGUGGAUCUGGAACUGGUGUUAAUUCAGGCGUAUGGGGUGAAUCUUCAUUAGCGCGUGCACUUUUUGCUUACUUGAGUUCUGGGGAAAAUCAGCUGAGCUUUCUUGAAGGCGAUCUUAUUGCACUAAUGGGUGAUCGUCAAAAAGGUUGGCAAUUUGGUGAGAAUCUCCGUACUCAAAGCUCUGGCUGGUUUCCGCUGGCUUACACUGAAAUUAUAAUCGACGAUAGUUUGGGAUCUCCGAGUCACGCAGCAAAUAACGGUCGGUCACCGGAACCAAGGGCGAUGCCACCCUGCAAGCCGCCGCCGUCUCGGCCGCCACCCACGAUCGACGAUCUCAGCAACGGCGGAAUAGGGAUAGGGAGCGGAAACCCCUCAAGCAACAGCAACAGCAGCAACAACAACAACAUCGGAAACUCAAACACAAACACAAGUACUCCUACAAAUGUACCCAAGAGCCAUAGUUCUCACAGCGUUGCCACCCCUACGGGACGUCAGCCAAAAUCAAUCCGUCCAUCAGGAACCUUGCCAUCACUAUUAGCAGCCGGACGACGAGUCCAGCCCCCGAUGCCGCCCGUGCCACCCCCACAAGUGGUGACUUCUCUGCACAGUAGCAAUGACAGCGGAUUUUCAAACGAGCCACCAGUGCAGCCUGACAUCGAUUACAGCGACGACGAGGCCAUGAGACAACGCCGCAGAAAAACCCGUGGGGAGCGUCUGGAGGCCGCUGAACGAGCGAUGCAGAUGAUGGAUAAGCAGGAGAAGCUGCACAAACACCAAGGACACCGCGAGGAGAACGAGCCCGAUGACAAGGGCAAAGAUUGGCUGAACGAUUCAUGGAAGACGAUCCCUAGGGACGAAAAGAGCUGGCAGAUGUACAGGACAGCCAUGGACCUGUGGUCGGAGUCAAAAGAGCUAGACAAAAGAGACCUCGAGGGACCAAGCGGAAGGUAUGGACCCGCUAGCAGACGGACCAGCGACAACUACGAGCCCCAUCAUUCCAAGGAAUACAAUUCUGAAUACGAAGCUAAAGACAAGCGCGACAAGGUGAGCAACGACCCCAGAAAAUCCAAGUAUGCACAGUCACGAGGCAGCAUUGAGCGACCAAGUGUUGGAAACAGCAACAAUCGCUACAUGAAUGGCAAUGAUCACCGUCUGAGAGAUCAAUCUAACCGUCGCUCUGCUGAAGGACGUCGUUCUUCUUCUCGAGAAGACUUGAGCCGCGAGAUCGAAAUUGACGAGUCCGAUGAAGAAAACAACCAAGAAAUGAACCAAGAUGAGGCAUACAAUGAAGACUAUGAAGACAAGAACAAGGUAGAACAUAUUGCCCAGAAACUUGAGCAAACAGCUCAGAAGUACGCAAGGGAGCACAGCCCUUCUAAGUUUACCGAGCGCAGACGAGAGGAUUAUCGAAAAAGUCUUGAACGUGAUGAGAAAUUGGUAUCAUCCGGGACUAAUUAUGACAAAUAUGAACGUGAUACGCGUGUGCAGCGGUUCGAUAGGGAGAGAGAAAGGGAAAGGGAGAGAGAUAGGGAAAGGGAACGGGAAAGAUAUGUCGAUAAUAACAAUAAGAACAAUCAGAUGAAUUACGAACGUGAGAGAACCUUCGAAAAGAAUCCGGACCGCAAUAAAAAUAUCGAACGGCAUUCAAAUCGGAGAUUCGAACGACCUAAGCCGCCGUUUGAGGAUGCACCUGAACGGCCACGUGAGUUACCGCUACCGCGUAGGGAAAGACGCCAUUCUGACAAAGAGGAGAUUUAUGGCACUACUGGUUAUGGUGUCGAUAAAUUUACGGGGAGUUCCGAAGUUUUGGUCGAAAAGGAUCGCGGUUAUGAAUCUAAUUUUGAAACUAAGCUAGAGCGAAAUAAGGUCUUGGAGAAGAUAGUUUAUGCGAGAAGUGACGUUGAUAAUGUGUCCAGGAAGAUGAUUGGGUAUAGUCCGGAAAGGAAUGAUAAUAAUAAUAACACUUUAAAGAGUGACAAAAAGAUCAGUCAGCGUCCUCACACGACUUUGGGGCACAUUGUCGGGCAGUCUAGGUCUUUUGACAAGGAAAUUAUGAGCAACAGUCCCAAGUUGAUCAAGCGGACCAAGUCUUUUUGGAGAUUUAGAAGAGACUCGGAGGUUCUUGAAGGAAUGGCGCUCUGGCAGCAUCGGUCUCUUGUUGAUAUUCCUAAAACUUUGAAAAGAGAGCAAUCUAAAACAGAAAAUAUCAACAACGGAAGCAGUAACAAUGAAGAAGAGAUAAACUUGUCACGGAAAUCCAGUCCCAAUUCAGGGUCUAGGCGCAGCCCAAGCAAGGAAUCUCGGAGCAGUGAUAACACUAUUACUAAUGAGCAUUCUAACGAGGUUCGCGAAGACCCAAAACCUGCAGAAAGGAACAUUGUUCCAGAAAAAGCUGAUUAUUACAAUGAUUUUCCAACACCGGCUGAGCGCCCGAAAGCUGUUGAGAGAUCCGAGUACAGAAUCUCUGGCCGCGAAGAAAGGACCUACUUUAGAGGCAUUUCGCGGAAAGCGAUCCUGGAGAACGAAAGAAAACGCAGUAUGGAGGCCAAAAGGAACCGAGUAGUCGCGGAACUUAAAGAGAAUAAUGAUCAGGGGAUGAAGAAAAGCGAUUGCAAUCACAAGGGCUCUUUGUACGGGGAAGACGAUGACGGAUUGAUUCAAAAUUUUACUGAAACAGAGGCCUCUGAUGAGGAAUCUACUUACAGCUCCAUAAUCCUUGUUAUGAAUCAUGUAAUAGACGCGCUGACUUGCAUUGCUUUUAUCGUUGCGUUUACUUUCAAGGGGCUCGCUCCUGAGAUUAAUUUUAAGUCCUUUCAGAAGCACCAAUGCCUUUGCGACGGUGAAACUCCGGAAAACAAAGACCAAUGA
Cotesia congregata is the source of this 3669-nucleotide messenger RNA. The record is from the annotation of a GenBank genome assembly. NCBI's taxonomy places the organism in Eukaryota, Metazoa, Arthropoda, Insecta, Hymenoptera, Braconidae.